UUUCUAUUUUUUUUUUUUUUUCUCUGGUGUGGAUUCUGUCUAUCUUUCCCCUCGUACUUUUGUUUUCGAUCGCAUCCUCAAUUCUUUGCAUAGCCUUUUUCUGUCACGUCUUUCUCUUCACCCAGCCUACUCGCCUUCGUUUCCCUCGGCUGUUUUCUCCCCUUUUCCCACCCAUCUUUUACCGUAUUCUUUUUAUUUCCCGGAUUCCGUCGGUUUAUGUCCCUUUCACUUUCCCCUUUUUCCCGUUUAGAUCAUGAUUCAAGAUUUGGUACCGGCGCAGUUUGAUAGAUUGGAUGCAUCCCCCAAAAAAACACAGCAUGUCGGCAGGGUCAUUUUUUUGUUGUUUCGUUCGUUUGUUCUGGGAUUGCUCGGGGGUAUCGUGGGUACGCAUCACUUUAUGCAUCAGGGAGGCUUUUUGUCAUUACCAUUAUAUCCAACUCUUAUGAGGGCACAAUUCAUUUGCGACGGGGCUCGGGGCUCACCCUAGUCCCUGUUAUUAUUGUGAUUCACUGACAUCAUUCUCUUGUGCUCUAUUUGCUUUGGAUGCCCAAUUGCAUCAAUGCCGUUGGUACGUAACAAAUGAUGUAGUCACAGAAUCAAAGCCACCGUUGCUUGCCAGAUGUCAUGAGUGCCCCUCCGCCCCUCUUUGCGAGGACAGAG
This is a messenger RNA of Aspergillus candidus, 660 nucleotides long. RefSeq lists its product as uncharacterized. Lineage: Eukaryota; Fungi; Ascomycota; Eurotiomycetes; Eurotiales; Aspergillaceae. The record is from RefSeq and is a predicted model, not a curated record. The coding region runs from base 254 to 487 and encodes 77 amino acids. The transcript has a single exon.